Molecule: messenger RNA, 2958 nt
Organism: Phoenix dactylifera (date palm)
Lineage: Eukaryota; Viridiplantae; Streptophyta; Magnoliopsida; Arecales; Arecaceae
Source: RefSeq, a predicted model, not a curated record
AUGAGAGCCAUCCCCUUGCGUCACUGCUGCACAGAGAGUGAAAGAAGAGCUUUGCUUGCCAUCAAAGCAGACACCUAUGAUUCUGACCGACGCCUCUCUUCUUGGGAAGGCCAAGACUGCUGCGGAUGGAGAGGAGUCGGCUGCGACAAUAGCACCGGUCAUGUGGUAAAGCUCGAUCUCAGGUACCCCUAUGACUUUGAUGCCCAGUAUGAAACUGGAAAGUUCCCAAGAUGGUUUUUACAUGCCCGCGAACUUCACUGGCUCUCCCGCAUCCAUUCUCUGCAGUUCCUUGACAUGACUUUUGUCAACCUCUCCAUGGCAGCCAAUUGGCUUCAUGAGAUUAACAUGCUCUCUUCUUUGUUGGAGUUGCAUCUGUCUGCUACCAACCUCCCUUCUAUCCCUGGUACUCUAUCCCAUGUCAAUCUCACAUCUCUUAGAGUGCUUGAUCUUUCUUUCAAUGACCACAUCAAUACUACUGUAUCCCCCUUGUUGUUCAAUAUUAGCAGCAGCCUUGUGCACCUCAAUCUUGGAGGAUGUGGUUUCCAUGAUAGGCUACUUAUUGCCAUAAGGGAUCUACGCAACUUGCAGCAUUUAGAUUUGUUUUAUAAUCAAAUAACCAAAGAGAUUUUUCAGAACUUGGGAAACCUCAGCCACUUGGAGUAUUUAGACUUGUUCAAUAACCAAAUUACCGCAGAUAUUUCGGAAAUGCUACCAAAGUUGGAAAACCUCAACCACUUGGAGAAUUUAUUGAUGGGUGACAAUCAAAUCACUGGUGCUAUACCAAAGAGCAUUGGGAAUCUUCACAGCUUGGUGGAAUUAGAUUUGUGGGGAAACAAUAUAAGUGGUGACAUACCAAAAAGCAUUGGAAACCUUGUACAACUGCAAGAAAUGGAUUUAUCAGAUAACAUGAUUAGCGGAGAGAUACCAGAUGUUUUCGACAAGCUUCAUAGUCUACGUGCUUUGUGGUUAAGCGAGAAUCGCAUAAUUGGAAAAAUACCAAGAUCUAUAGGAAAUCUUUGCAAGUUGAACAGUCUAGAUAUAUCUCAGAACAAUAUUAAUGGACAAAUUGCAGAUAUCAUAGAAGGUUGGUCUAAAUGCAUAAAAAAUACACGGGAUACAAACAGCCCUUCAUACGGUCUAACAUUUCUAGACAUGAGUUACAACAACUUGAGUGGGGUGGUCCCAGAAAGUCUGGCUCAGCUUUCUACACUACAAGAACUGAAUUUUGCCUCAACCUUCUUUACAGGUUAUUUGACCGAAGCCCACUUUGCCAACCUUACAAGACUAGAAGGCCUGGAUAUAUCUUACAACUCAUUUGAAGUGAUCCUAAAUGAUGAUUGGAACCCUCCUUUUAAUGCUCGACAGAUUGAUAUGCGCUCUUGUCAUUUGGGACCGAAAUUUCCUGCCUGGCUUCGAACCCAGACAAAUUUGACUUGGCUAGAGCUCUCAGAAAAUAGCAUUUCAGAUGACUUCCCUUCUUGGUUUUGGAAUCUACAAUAUGUCACAUAUUUGAAUGUUUCUCAUAAUAGCAUGACAGGAAAACUACCAACUUCUUUGAGAGGCCAGCAAUAUGAAUAUAUUGACAUGAGUUCCAACAACUUCCAUGGUCUACUACCUGAAUUGGACCCUUUUCAACUAUUUUUUAUAAAUCUAUCCAACAAUUCAUUUGAGGGACCUAUUCCCUUGAGCUUUACUAGAGCUAUGGAACUCGAAAUCCUUUUAUUAUCCAACAAUUACAUCAAUGGGAGCAUUCACCCAUUCAUUUGCAAUCUCACUCAUCUGGCUGUUCUUGAUUUGUCCAAUAACAACUUGUCUGGAAGACUUCCAAAUUGCUGGCAUAAAUCAAAGCUAGGGAUUGUUGACUCACAACAAGACAACUUGUUAGGGCAUUCUCAAGUGUCCAUGACUGGUCCUAUUAACCUCCAAUCCUUGCACAUGAGAAACAAUGGUCUCUCUGGAGAUCUUCCUUUAUUCUUGAGAUAUUGUAAGCAACUGGCGACUCUUGAUCUUAGCGAAAACAGGUUCUCAGGUAACCUUCCAUUAUGGAUUGGAGAAAACCUUGUGCAAUUGAGAGUUCUUUCUUUGCGAUCAAAUUUUUUCAGUGGUAAUAUACCAGAGCAACUAUCAUAUGUUACUUCUCUUCAAGUUUUGGACCUUGCUUGCAACAAUUUCUCAGGUGUUUUGCCUCCAUCUUUUGGAAACUUCAGUGCAAUGAUGGCAACAGAGAAUGUGGACAGACCAAUGAUUUCAAAAAACUACAGCACUUAUUAUACAGAGAGCUUACUAAUAUUUACAAAAGGAAUAGAAAAUGAAUACACCAAGGUGCUUUCACUUGUAAUGAGCAUAGACCUCUCAUGCAACAAUCUUUCUGGAAUGAUUCCUAAAGAACUGGUGAAUCUUCGAGGACUGCGUUUCUUGAACCUCUCUAAUAAUCAUUUUAUAGGAAGGAUUCCAGAAAAUAUCGGUGCCUUGGAGCAGUUAGAAUCACUUGAUCUGUCAGUGAAUAAUCUCUCGGGCAUGAUUCCCUCGACACUAUCCUCCAUGUAUUCCUUAAGUCACUUGAACUUGUCCAAUAACAAUUUGUCAGGAAGUAUUCCUUGGGGCAAGCAGCUGCAGACAUUCUGUGAUCCCUCCAUCUAUAGUGGAAAUCCUGAUCUUCAUGGAUGGCCAUUACCAUGGUGCUCUAAUAGAGGCCCUCCAGAAAGUCCAUUUCAAACAAAAGGUCAAGAAGGGGAAUCUGAAAGCAGAGACAAGUCUGAAAAGAUAUGGCUUUAUGUUAGCUUUGCACUAGGCUUUGUUGUAGGGCUCUGGGGGUUCAUCUAUUUUCUUAUGAUCCAACAAGCUAUAAGGAUUACUUAUUUCCAAUUGAUUGAUAAGAUUUUUGAUUAUAUCUACAUGCAAUUGGCUAUAUGCUUUGCUAAGUUGAGGCGCAAUUUGAUGAACAACAUCCAAGGAUGA